Molecule: messenger RNA, 5635 nt
Organism: Schistocerca cancellata (South American locust)
Lineage: Eukaryota; Metazoa; Arthropoda; Insecta; Orthoptera; Acrididae
Product: collagen alpha-1(I) chain-like
Exons: 26
Coding region: 107-3520 (1137 amino acids)
Source: RefSeq, a predicted model, not a curated record
CCCGUUCCAGGACCAGAAGACGCAGUUCUUCGACAACGGGCUGGACGGCUUCCCCGCGUUCGGCCUGCGGCCCGGCUCCGAGAUCAAGUCGCCGUACCGGCUGUUCAUGCCGGAGAAGCUGUACGCCGAGUUCUCGAUCGUGGCGACGGUGCGGCCCAACACGCGCGACGGCGGCUUCCUCUUCGCCGUCGUCAACCCGCUGGACACGGUCGUCCAGCUGGGCGUCCAGAUCUCGGGCGCGGGCGCGGCGCAGUCGAACGUGUCGCUGGUGUACACGGACGCGUCGCUGCACUUCGUGUCCCAGACGGCGGCGAGCUUCGUGGUGCCGGCGCUGUGGGGGCGGUGGGGGCGGCUGGCGCUGCGCGUCACCGCCGACAACGUCACUCUCUUCCUCAACUGCCGCGAGCACGAGACCGCCCCCGCGCGCCGACAGCCGCUGGAGCUCGUCUUCGACUCGGCCUCCACGCUCUACGUGGGCCAGGCCGGGCCCCUCAUCAAGGGCGCCUUCGACGGCGCGCUGCAAGAGCUCAAGCUGUACGGCAACCCGGCGCUCGCCGAGGUCCAGUGCGACAACUCCUUCCAGGUGAGUAGCCCGCUCCGCUGCCCGCCGCUCGCUGACCGCUGCAGUCCCCAGGGUUUCGGAUCUGGAGAAGCUGAGGACGAUGACUUUAUCGACCAAGAAGACGGCGGCGACGAGUCCCCGUUGUCUGCGUCCGAGGGCAGCGGCCGGGGAGAGUACGGCGGCAUCAUACCUCCGCUGCCACCGCCGCCUCCGCGUCCCGAAGACUUUCCACUGCGAGGACCAAAAGGUGAAAAAGGAGACAGAGGACCGAGGGGCCCGCCAGGGGACGCGAUGCGUGGCCCCCCAGGCCCCCCCGGUCCCCCGGGACCCCCCGGUCCCCCCUUCUCAGGGGGCGGCGCCGUCGACUUCUCCUCAGGCUUCGGAGACAUGUCAGAAGGCGGCCAGAUCGACGGGCUGCUGCGCGGUCCCCCCGGGCCGCCUGGAGUGUGCUCCUGCAACCUGAGCUCGCUGCUGGAGAACAUGCCGCUGGGGAUUCCAGGGCCUCCGGGACCGCCGGGCGUCGACGGCAACGUCGGGCCACCUGGAGCGUCCGGUCUGCCAGGUCCAACCGGAGAGAGAGGAGCUCCCGGACCACGAGGAGACAAAGGGGAGAGAGGAGAUCCAGGACCUCAGGGACCAGAGGGCAUCCAGGGGCAGAAGGGCGAACCUGGCCGCGACGGAAUGCCUGGAAUACCUGGAAAUCCUGGACCACCAGGACCUCCUGGAAACCCCGAGUUCUCCAGUUUUGAUCCUAGUUGGAAACCAAGAGCUGUAUUCAAGGAAUUAGGAUCGACAGGAUAUGCUUCAUCUCUUGGGAGGCCGGGCAGUCCAGGUCCAAAGGGUGAGCCUGGGAUUCCAGGCAUCCCAGGACUGCCUGGUGAAAGGGGUGUUCCUGGCAGUAAGGGAGACAGGGGAGAUGCUGGACUAAAAGGACCAAAGGGGGACAGGGGCCAUCCAGGGCCUCAGGGUCCUGUUGGCUUUAAAGGAGAGCCUGGAGCUCCGGGAAUAGAUGGCAUGCCUGGGUAUCCUGGAACCAAUGGAAGAGAUGGUAACAAGGGACAGAAGGGAGAAUUCGGUGACACGGGGAAACCUGGACCUCCAGGACCACCAGGACCCCCGGGCAUUGCCCUCAUUGACCCAGAUGAUGUUGAAUUGAGUGGCUCAGGUUUUGGUUCAGGUCGGUUGGGAGGUCAGAAAGGUGAUCCUGGGGAGACAGGUCCGAAAGGUGAUAAGGGCGAUGUGGGGCCCAAAGGGGAAAAGGGUGAGAGAGGAGCUGAUGGUUUUCCAGGAAAUCCUGGCACUAAUGGCCUACAAGGCACAGCUGGAGAAAAAGGUGAACCUGGAGAGAUGGGCCUGACAGGCCCUGUCGGUCCCCCAGGCACGAAGGGAGACAGAGGAGAGAGGGGGCCACCUGGCCCCGCCACUGUGGCCGGUGUCGACGGGGACUUCAUAACCAUAAAGGGCGAGAAGGGCGACCACGGCAAGAGGGGCCGCCGGGGCAAGCCGGGACCUCCCGGGCCCGUGGGCCCCCCGGGAAAACCCGGCACCGUGGGCGAGAUGGGACUGCCCGGAUGGAUGGGAGCUCCUGGUAGACCGGGCCCAGCCGGACCCCCAGGCUUGCCAGGCUUGAAGGGUGACAAGGGAGAUGCCGCAGAAGUACCUCCUGGCCUGAAGGGAGAGAAAGGGGACCCAGGAAUUGGCAUCCCGGGACCUCCAGGACCUCCUGGGCCAGUAGGGUCCUCUGCAAACCCGGACGCCACCUACAUCCCGGUGCCCGGGCCACCGGGACCCCCUGGUCCGCCGGGACCUCCGGGGCCUCCAGGGGUGUCUGUGAUGGGAGAGAAAGGCGAACCAGGUCCCCCAGGGGGACGCGGUCACGUCUACGGGGAUCCGAUGCUGACUCCGCCAGCCGGAUACGGUGGUCGCUCAGGACCAAGAGGAAGUCUCGAAGAGUUGAAGGCACUGAGAGAAUUAAAACAUUUAAAGGACUUGAAGGAGGCUUUUGGUGCGGCACCGGGACCAGCUGGGCAGUCAUCAGCUGGUGGCAGAGGACAUCACUCCUUCGAUGCUACAAACAUCAAGAUUGUGCCUGGUGCAGUCACAUUUGAGAACACAGAAGCUAUGACUCGGAUGUCUGCUGCAAGUCCAGUUGGCACACUAGCUUACAUUAUUGAUGAAGAGGCAUUAUUAGUCCGCGUCAACAGUGGAUGGCAGUAUAUAGCAUUGGGAUCACUGCUUCCUAUUACAACACAACCUCCCCCAACCACAACUGUGCAACCAGUGAAACCACCAUUUGAAUCAUCAAACCUAAUCAAUACAAAACCUGUUGAUGGGCCAAGUCUUCGAAUAGCUGCACUGAAUGAGCCUCAAACUGGAGAUAUGCAUGGAGUGAGAGGGGCAGACUAUUCGUGCUACAGGCAAGCACGGAGAGCUGGUCUGCGUGGCACAUUCAGAGCUUUCCUGUCGUCGAGAGUACAGAACCUUGACUCCAUUGUGCGAUACUCAGACAGAGAUCUUCCCGUAGUGAACACCAAGGGCGAUGUGUUGUUCAAUUCGUGGAAGGAAAUGUUUAAUGGUGAUGGUGCUGUUUUCUCACAACAGCCACGAAUAUACAGUUUCAGUGGUAAAAACAUUCUCACUGAUUUUGGAUGGCCACAGAAGAUGGUGUGGCAUGGUUCCCAUCCAUUGGGUGAGAGAGCUAUGGAUACUUAUUGUGAUGCAUGGCACUCUAGCAGUACAGAUAAAGUGGGACUGGCUUCAUCACUGUUUGCUGGCCGGCUUCUGGGGCAAGAGAGAUUCUCCUGUAACAACCGAUUUGCAGUUCUGUGCAUUGAAGCUACGAGCGAAGGUGGAGUGCGACGACGAAGAGAUACAGGUGACCACGAGAGGACACUCUCUGAGGACGAUUAUUAUGAACUGUUAAAAGAUAUUGAUAAAAAACACCACCACCCUCAAUAGUCAGACCUUGCACUGUAACAUGUAUAGCGGUUCCUCGUGUUAUUUCUUGUCGACCAGCUGAAGAAAUAUUUUGCUUUCUUUGGUUUCAGAUUGUCUGAUUGUUAUCAGUAACAAAUUUAUGUUUCUACAAUGUGACUGUAAUUAUUUAUUGCCAUGUUAAUUUAUUUAUAGUGAUGUAUAGUAGUUUUCAUAGCAUUAACACAAACAUUUUUAUGUUUAUUUUUUUCAAUUGUACAUGAAAGUCAUAGCUUUGUAAGUGGUAUCACAUACCAUGUCAGUUAAUUUAAUACAAGACGAAGAGACUGUGUCAUUUCAUGUGAAAUGAUAAAUGAGAACAAACUAAUUAAUCCAGAAAGUGUUUAAUAUUUUCAGAGAUAUUCUUUGUACAAGAUGCUAGAGGAAACACGUUUCUUACUAUAAGAAUGUAUCAUUACUAUCUUAAUUUUACAUUGUGGUACAGUAGCUAAAAGUUACCAUAAACAUUGCAAAAUAAUGUCAUGAUAAAAGUGAGCUGACUUGCAUACUACAGAAAUCGUUUUUAUGUAACAUAAAUAAGCAGAUAGUGUCAGUUGUGUGUGAACUGUGUCCUGUGUGGCCUACAUUUUGUUUAGAACAUACACCUAAUUGUGGUGUACUGUCACAAAUGGAAUACUGUUAAGUCUUCAGUGUUCUGAGAGUAAGUAAUUUUUAUGCGCCAAUGAAGGGCAGUACAAAUAACAUCGCUCUGUGCACAAACAUAGUGUCUAACUGGACUCAUUGCUAUGUUACAGACUUAUCUUUCUUGGUGUGUUGAUUUUUUAUUCCAUUUAACACUGUUCUGAUCUGUAUACACAUACUUAUACUCAAAUAAAAAAAUCUGUAUCUAUAUAUGUUUAAUAAGAGCCUUUCAUAUUUAACUGGUUUUAACAUAAAUUUCAAAAUAUUUCUCUGCUGUCACUCAGUUAUUUGUGUAAAAAUCUAAGGUGUGCUAUAAGAUUUCUGAGUAUAUCUUUCAUAAUCUAGAGAGCUUUGACUUUUCUAUCCUGUUUAUCUUUCCUCAUAUUAUUGUGUAAUGUGUGUGUAAUAAUUAUUUGUAUUUUCACUUAUAAUGUGACUGGGUAAAAUUGUGCCAUAAACUAUUCAAACUAUGCAUUUUAAUUAAUGAAGUAAUGAAAUUGUAAGGCUGAGUCAUAUUUCACGUUUGAGGAUUGCUGUGUAGAUUAAAUUAACAGUUGCAGUAGGAGCAUUGGUGUAAAGAUGUGAUUACUGCAUGUGCUACAACACACAAAGAAAAUAAUGAUCACAGAUGUGUAAAUGAAAGCAAUAAUGCAUGCAGAGUUACCUGUCAGAUAACAAUUCCAUUUUAAGGUAAUGACAAUACACUACAUAAUAUGUAUGAUGUCCAUUAUUUGGCUUUACCAAGAAAUUGCAUGAUGAAACAUUACAUUGACGAUUGUAUUGUGCCAAUGUUUUGUAUGUUUCAGUUUUCCUAAUUCAGUCCUCCCUAUUUCAUAAGAGGUAUUAUAUUCUUCUGAUUGUGUGUGUGUGUGUGUGUAUGUGUGUGUGUGUGUGUGUGUGUAGCUGCUAUUAUACUGUUGUGAUGGAAGUUUACUUAUUACAUACAUCAUUAUUACUUAUUAUCACAUCAUAACUUUUGUUUUUACCGUCAUCGAAACUGCACCACUGUUUAAAAAAAUCUUUGGAACAAUGUUCUGUAACAGAAAUACUUCGUUUCAGAUCUUGAAAUAGCGUAGAAUUCUCUCAUCAAUAAGAAAUAACAGUGCAUAGAAAUUAUGAUGGUACAGAUCAAGUGUAAACUGCAGAUACUGUGGGUAAUAUACCAAAGCUCAAUUUAUUUACUGACAAUGAGAAUGAGUGUAUACUUAGAUAUUGUGCAUGUUUGUUUGAUGUAUUUAUUUGUGAUACAUGGUAGAUAUAAGUAGAGUUACAUGAAGUAUACAAGUGUAUGGUUAUUAUAGUUUUAAAUUAAUUGUCUUAUAUUAAAGAAUAAUUUUAUUGGAUAAAUUGUUUGUUUUGUGUAAACUGAAGUGAGACCUAACUAUAAGCAAAAACUUGUUUCAGUUUUGUAAAUUUUUAUGUAUUUUGUACAGUAAGAGUUAUAUUGUAUAAUUUUUC